GAAUUGAAUGAUUAUUGACAAAUCAACGAACUGAUCAUAAUGAAUAUAAAUAAAUCAUCAGAAUAGACAUAUAAUUGAAUAAUACGGAUUAUAUAUUGACUAUUACAGAUCAUUUAUAAUAAUCGACUGUCAAAUUGAAGUUCACUCUGCAGACUUAUUAAAUGGCCACUGUUUCUGGAUUUGGAAUGACACGUUCAUUAAUUCAUGCAUUUGAUCCACAUGGUAAACAUUACACACCAACAAUUAAACCAACAACUGGUUUUUCAGCAUCAGCUGAUGCUGAACGAUUACAUCGAGCUAUGAAAGGUGCAGGCACAGAUGAAACAGUAAUCAUCAACAUAUUGGCACGUAGAACAAAUUAUGAACGUCAAGAAAUAUGUCGAUCAUACAAAACUUUAUAUAAACAAGAUCUAAAAGACGAUUUGAAAUCGGAGACUAGUGGAGACUUUCGUAAAGUUUUAUGUCAGCUAGUUGUUGAUACACCUUAUAUGUUGGCUAAAUCAUUAUAUUAUGCAAUGAAAGGCUUAGGAACAAAUGAUCGUGUACUUACUGAAAUAUUUACCACAUUAUGGAAUGAUGAAACAAGAGCUGUAGCUGAUGCUUAUAAACAAGUACUCAAAGACAAAGGAAUUGAAGAAUCAGAACGUUCAUUAGUUACUGAUAUGAAAAAAGAAAUAAGCGGUGAUUAUGAAUAUGCAUUAAUGUGUUUAAUUCAAGCUGAACGUGAUGAUAUACCAGUAUUACAAUUGAAAGCAAUACCUGAAAAAGGUAUCAAUUCAAUCAUUAAUCAUGAAUUAGCUGAAGCUGAUGCUAAAGAUCUAUAUAAUUCAGGAGUUGGUCGGGUUGGUACUAGUGAAAAACGUAUUACACGUGUUAUAUGCAAUAGAACACCAUAUCAAUUAUAUUUAACAUCUGAAAUCUAUUUCAAAAUGUAUGGUAAAACUUUAUUGGAACACAUUGAAUCAGAGACAUCAGGUGAUUAUCGUAAACUUCUUGUUGCUAUCUUACGAUAUGCAAUCGAUCGUCCUGGUCUAAUUGCUGAAUGGUUACACGAUUCAAUGGCUGGUUUAGGAACAAAAGAUUAUGCAUUAAUGCGUUUAUUAAUUACACGUUCUGAGGUAAGUUUAUACUAUUUGUAAAAUGUUGUUUCAAUGAAAUGAAUAACAUAGAACAAAGGAGAAUAGCAUGUGAUUGAUUAGAUUAUCUAAACUGCCACCAAUAUUAGCUUCAUUUGCAAGAUGGAACGAUCAGAAAAGCUGAAUUCAUGAGUCAAUUCAAGUUAGAUCACCAUCAGAAACCUGAAAACACUAGACGGUUGUUUAAUCCUAGUAUAGGACACCUCAGUAGCGCGCAGCUACGAUCCCGACCCACGAGAUUUGAACCCAAGACCAAGUUUGUUAUGAGAUAGUAGCCCAUCGAAGACAAUGGUGGGCGGUGACACAAUUUAGUGGAUUGGUUGAUGCCGACUCAAUGGUCUGGAGACCGAUAGGUCCUGAUUUCGAGUCCUGAGUGUGGAAUUUCAUAUGCGCACUACUGAGGAGUCCUAUAAUUGAACAAAACGUCCGUCCGCUGCUUCCAGGUCUAACUUCAAUUGACUCAUUAUCUCAA
Schistosoma margrebowiei is the source of this 1608-nucleotide messenger RNA. The record is from the annotation of a GenBank genome assembly. NCBI's taxonomy places the organism in Eukaryota, Metazoa, Platyhelminthes, Trematoda, Strigeidida, Schistosomatidae.